GCGCCGGCGACGGGCGUGGGGGAGGUGCGGGAGGAGGAAGCGGCGGUGGCGGCGGCGGCGACGCGGAGAGUGUCCGCGUCCACACGGCAGCCGAUCGCCCGACUCGGGGCCUGCACUCGCAGCGCGCGUCUCCACGCCCUCGGCGACUCCCGCAACCUGUCGCGCCCCGCCGACGCGGCCGCAACCCCUCAGUGUCCCGGUCGCCUGAGUCACCGCCAUGGCCGAGAGCGCGGAGAGCGGCGGCCCCCCGGGCGCGCAGGACAGCGCGGCCGACGGCGGCCCCGCAGAGCCCAAGAUCAUGAAGGUCACGGUGAAGACGCCGAAAGAGAAGGAGGAGUUCGCUGUGCCCGAGAACAGCUCGGUCCAGCAGUUCAAAGAAGAAAUCUCUAAACGUUUCAAAUCUCACACUGACCAACUUGUGUUGAUAUUUGCUGGAAAAAUUUUAAAAGAUCAAGAUACUUUGAGCCAGCAUGGAAUUCACGAUGGACUUACUGUUCACCUUGUCAUCAAAACACAGAACAGGCCACAAGAUCCUUCAGCUCAGCAAACAAACACCACUGGAAGCAAUGCUACCAACUCAUCAUCUCCUAACAAUAACCCCACAUCUGGUCCUGCUGCUAACAACCCUUUUGGCUUAGGUGGACUUGGAGGACUUGCAGGUCUGAGUAGCUUGGGUUUAAAUACCACCAACUUCUCUGAACUACAGAGCCAAAUGCAACGCCAGCUUUUGUCCAACCCUGAAAUGAUGGUCCAGAUCAUGGAAAAUCCCUUCGUCCAGAGCAUGCUCUCAAACCCUGACCUGAUGAGGCAGUUGAUUAUGGCCAAUCCACAGAUGCAGCAGUUGAUACAGAGAAAUCCAGAGAUUAGUCAUAUGCUUAAUAAUCCGGAUAUAAUGAGACAAACGUUGGAACUUGCCAGAAAUCCAGCAAUGAUGCAGGAAAUGAUGAGAAACCAGGACCGAGCCUUGAGCAACCUAGAAAGUAUUCCUGGGGGCUACAAUGCUUUACGACGCAUGUAUACAGAUAUUCAGGAGCCUAUGCUUAAUGCCGCGCAAGAGCAGUUUGGUGGUAAUCCAUUUGCUUCCUUAGUGAGCAGUAAUUCCUCAGGUGAAGGGAGUCAGCCUUCUCGAACCGAAAAUAGGGAUCCUCUACCCAAUCCAUGGGCUCCACAGACUUCCCAGAGUUCACCAGCCUCUGGUAGCACCACUAGUGCUGUGAGCAGCUCUGGUGGGGGUGCCACCAGUACUCCUACUGGGCAGAGCACCACAGGGCCAGGCUUGGUGCCUGGAGCAGGAGCUAGUAUGUUCAACACACCAGGAAUGCAAAGCUUGUUGCAGCAAAUAACUGAAAACCCACAGCUUAUGCAGAACAUGCUGUCUGCCCCAUACAUGAGAAGCAUGAUGCAGUCACUAAGCCAGAACCCUGACCUUGCUGCACAGAUGAUGCUGAAUAAUCCCCUAUUUGCUGGAAAUCCUCAGCUUCAAGAACAAAUGAGACAACAGCUCCCAACUUUCCUCCAACAAAUGCAGAACCCUGACACACUGUCAGCGAUGUCAAACCCUAGAGCCAUGCAGGCAUUGUUGCAGAUCCAGCAGGGCUUGCAGACAUUGGCAACAGAAGCCCCCGGCCUCAUCCCAGGGUUUGCUCCUAGCUUGGGGGCAGCAGGCAAUUCUGGAGGCUCGUCAGGAAACAACGCACCUAGCUCUGCACCUAAUGAAAACACGAGCCCCACAGGGGGCACCACCGAGCCAGGCCACCAGCAAUUUAUCCAGCAAAUGCUGCAAGCUCUUGCUGGGGUGAAUCCUCAGCUGCAGAGUCCAGAAGUCAGAUUCCAGCAGCAACUGGAGCAGCUCAGUGCCAUGGGAUUUUUGAACCGUGAAGCAAACUUGCAAGCACUGAUAGCAACAGGGGGCGAUAUCAAUGCAGCCAUUGAAAGGUUACUGGGCUCCCAGCCAUCAUAGCAGCAUUUCUGUAUCCUGAAAAAAAUGUAAUUUAUUUUUGAUAACGGCUCUUAAAUCUUUAAAAUAACCUGCUUUAUUUCAUUGGAAUUCUGUGCUGUUGUAAAGGAAACCAAUAGGACACAUCUGAGGUGGAGUGCGGUAGGGUGUGCGGGCGUCUGUUUCUUUGGAACAGUGGGAAUCAAUGUUUUCAGUUAAGGCUGCUGCAUGCAUCAAACACUUGGCAUUCAUUGUAAUUUUUUAAAAUAUCACCUUUUCUAAUUGGGUGAACAAAUUUUUGUCCUGCAUCUGUCCAACUAACUUGCUUUUUAAACAUAACCCCAUGGUAGUAAUUUAUGUAGAAUAAAGGCAUUACAAAGCAGAUCAUUGCGCUCCAUGGUUUGUGGUACAGUAUUGCUAAUUGUGACUUUGGCAUGUACUUUUGCUAACAACGCUGUAAGGUUUCUACUACUGACAGUCUGCUUAUGUGUGUGCAGUACAAACUAGUGCACAUUUUUAGGUCGUCUAAGCAAAAUCCCUGUAACCAGAAACGUAAAAUAAGGGUUCUCAAUUGUGUAGACUCUUACAGCAUCUUUGAUAAACAUCUCUCAGCAGAAGUGCCAUUUAGUCAGCUGUGUGGACAAUAAAGAAAACUGAUUCUGGUUAUCACUAUAGGGACAUUUAAUUGUACAGACAAUAUAAUGUAACAAUAUUUCAACAUUUACAUAAUGGCUGUAAAUUACCUUUAUUUUGUGCAGACUGAAGGAGCACUGUAACAUACUCCAGUGCAUUUGCCGGGGCUUCUGCUCCCCGUGCGUGUCUAAGCAGCAUUGUGUUUGAUUGAAAUGCUGCUUUCACUGAAAGUGCUGGUGUUUCCGUUUUAGUUGCCAUAUAGAAGUAGAGCUAUCUUUUGGGUUUAUCAGCUUUCUCAUUCAUAGGCAGUACCUGGAUUUAAAAUGAUUAGUGAGCCACUUGUUUCUGAAGUGUUUGCCUAGUUCUAUUAUGAAAUAGUUGAAUGUCGUGCUGUUCAGGGCCUCAGAGAAGGGGGUGGGGGAGGGGUGAGACAGAAUCUAUUCUGGAUUGGGCCAGUCUGAACUAAGUAAUACUGGCAACCAAGAUUCUGUGAAGAUUCUAUGCAUAUAGUAGUGUCAGUCUGGUGGAAAACAAAGAGCCGUUUUAACAAUUUUGAGUAAGUUUGGCUAUCCUGUAGCCUCUUUCUUCCUCCCCAAAGAAAUUCUGUUUGCCUAACUCUCACACUGUUGAGGUGAUACAUUCCUUCGGGACCAAUUAAAAUACAGCUUUAGGUCAGUGAUAUAUGUGGCUGGCUCUGGUUCAGUAUUCUCUUAGGUCAUUGUAUUCUCUUGUUAUCCAAAAUUAUAAUGUUCAAAUAAUCUCAGAUGAGUUCAGAUGAAUAAAAUCAAGGGAAAGAGAAGAUGAAUUUCAUAACUUGUAUAAGUUGCUUGCUAUUAAAAGGUUGGGAGACCAGGUUGCCCCAGACUGCGCACUGUUGUGACACUUUCCCCAAGCAGAAAGCAUGUGCAGAGGGCAGGGUGGAGGCGGGACUGGAGGAGGCUGGCAAGGAUAGUGUUCGUGUCUCUGCUCUCUGCCUUAUGCCUCCGUCUGUCUGUUUUAAAGACUUCUGUACUGGUGAAUGGCACCACACAAGGGGCAGUGUCAUACCAGCUUGAUUUAUUAAUCACAAAAUAACAAUAAAUUUCCAGCUUUUA
This is a messenger RNA of Chionomys nivalis (European snow vole), 3663 nucleotides long. RefSeq names its product ubiquilin 1 (gene Ubqln1). The transcript has 11 exons. NCBI's taxonomy places the organism in Eukaryota, Metazoa, Chordata, Mammalia, Rodentia, Cricetidae. Gene Ontology annotation, cellular component: cytosol; autophagosome. Bases 218 to 1960 code for a protein of 580 amino acids. The record is from RefSeq and is a predicted model, not a curated record. Gene Ontology annotation, biological process: autophagosome assembly; regulation of macroautophagy. Gene Ontology annotation, molecular function: polyubiquitin modification-dependent protein binding.